Molecule: messenger RNA, 3087 nt
Organism: Malaclemys terrapin pileata
Lineage: Eukaryota; Metazoa; Chordata; Testudines; Emydidae
Gene: CDH19
Product: cadherin 19
Exons: 12
Coding region: 150-2408 (752 amino acids)
Biological process (GO): cell-cell junction assembly; cell morphogenesis; adherens junction organization
Cellular component (GO): catenin complex; plasma membrane; adherens junction
Molecular function (GO): calcium ion binding; cadherin binding
Source: RefSeq, a predicted model, not a curated record
AUUUUCUGAGGAGGAGGCUGAGAAGUUAAAAAAGAACUCCUUCCUUUUCUCCAUCAGAUGUUUAAACUGAUUUUAUACUACCCAUUCCUUUAAGGCUAGGAGGGCCCAGAGGUCUCACAGAUGAAUAUUGAUUGAAAGGAGGUUUCAGUAUGAAUUGUUAUACUUGGCUAUCUCUUCUGCUAACACUUGGUCAGCUAUGGCCUUGCCUUCCAAGUAUGCAGAACCAUAACAUCCACAAAAUGAACCAACCUUUUGCAACACUUCAGAGAGUGAAACGUGGCUGGGUAUGGAGCCAGUUUUUUGUGCUGGAAGAACAGAUUUUAACAGAGCCUUUGUCUGUUGGCCAGCUGAAGUCUGAUUCCGACAAACUUGAUGGCACUUUCAAAUACAUUUUGACGGGGGAUGGAGCGGGAAGCAUUUUUACUAUCGAUGAGUAUACAGGUACAAUUCAUGUGACACAGAAGCUUGAUCGAGAAGAGAAACCUUUCUACACUCUAAGAGCACAGGCAAUUAACAGGAAUACCCAGCUGCCUGUUGAACCUGAGUCAGAAUUUAUCAUCAAAGUUCAGGAUAUCAAUGAUCAGGAACCAAAGUUCUUGGAUGGACCUUAUGAAGCCACUGUUCCAGAGAUGUCUCCUGAAGGUACUUCGGUGAUACAGGUUACAGCUACAGAUGGAGAUGAUCCUGCUUAUGGCAAUAGUGCCCGACUGCUUUAUAGUAUUUUGCAAGGACAGCCCUACUUCUCAGUGGAGCCAAAGACAGGGGUCAUUAGAAUUUCUUCCCAAAUGGACAGAGAAACUAAGGAGCAAUACUUUGUCAUUAUCCAAGCCAAAGAUAUGGUUGGGCAAAUGGGUGGAUUUUCAGGAACAGCAACUGUAACCAUCAACCUCUCUGACAUCAAUGACAACAAACCCAUAUUUCAACAAAAGUUCUACUACAUGAAUAUCUCUGAGGCAGCACCACCAGGCUCUACCAUAGGCAAAAUCAUGGCAGAGGACAGUGACAUAGGGGAGAAUGCAGCCAUGAAUUAUGUCAUCGAAGGAGAGGAAUCACUUGUUUUUGACAUCAUUACUAACAAUGAGACCCAAGAAGGAAUUGUUAUAUUAAAAGAGAGAGUGGAUUUUGAGAGCAAAAGGAGAUACAGUGUUAGAGUAAAAGCUAUCAACAGGCAAAUGGACGACCAUUUUAUGAAAGAAGGGCCCUUUGAAGACACAACCAUUAUCAAGAUCAGUGUGGAAGAUGCUGAUGAGCCUCCAGUUUUCACCUCACAGAACUAUGUGAUGGAAAUCGCUGAAGGGGCCACAAAUGGCUCCUUUGUUGGUGUUAUAACUGCCAGAGAUCCAGACAAUGCCAACAGUCCCAUCAGGUAUUCUAUUGUCCACAGCACGUAUUUAAAGAGAUUGUUCAGCAUCAAUGCACACAAUGGAACAAUCAUUAUAACUAAGCUUCUGGACCGAGAGACAGCUGCUUGGCACAACAUAACUGUUACAGCCACAGAAAUGAGAAAUCCAGAACAAGUUUCUGAAGUAAUUGUGUAUGUUCAAGUUCUUGAUGUUAAUGACCAUGCUCCAGAAUUUCCAAAACACUAUGAGAUUUAUGUGUGUGAAAAUGCAAGAUCUGGACAGCUAAUCCAGACCAUCAGUGCAGUGGAUAAAGAUGAUUCAGUAGAAGGCCAUCAUUUUUACUUCACUCUGGCUCGGGAGGCCACAAACAACUCAAAUUUUACUGUCAGAGAUAAUCAAGAUAACACGGCUGGAAUUCUUACAGCAAAAAAUGGCUUCAGUCGACAAGAGCAGUUUGCUUUCUUCCUGCCAGUCUUAAUUGUGGACAAUGGAACCCCCUCACUUACCAGCACAAACACCCUAACUGUCAGCGUCUGUGAUUGUGAUACUGAAGCUAGUGCCCAGUCUUGUCGAUUUGGGGCUUUCAUGUUUUCCAUGGGUCUCAGCAUAGAAGCAUUAAUUGCAGUUUUGGCCUGCAUACUAGUAAUAUUAGUGUUUUUUUUGGCAAUGCUGGUUUUAAGGCAGAGGAGGAAGCAGUCCUUAUUUCCUGACAAGCCUGAAGAGUUCAGAGAGAACAUUGUCAGGUAUGAUGAUGAAGGAGGGGGAGAGGAGGACACAGAGGCUUUUGAUAUUUCAGCACUCAGGACUCGUACUGUCAUGAGAGAGCACAAGUCUAGAAGAAACAUCACAACAGAAAUCCAAAGCCUUUACAGACAAUCUCUGCAAGUUGGUCCUGACAGUGCUGUGUUCAGGGAAUUCAUUUUAGAAAAGCUUAAAGAAGCUAAUGCAGAUCCUACUGCUCUGCCAUACGAUUCCCUUCAGACAUAUGCAUUUGAGGGGACUGGCUCAUUGGCUGGAUCCCUCAGCUCUUUAGGAUCAAGCAUGUCAGAUGUGGAUGAGAAUUAAGAUUGCCUUACUGAGCAGGGGCUGGACUUUAAACAACUAGUAUUCAUGUAUGACCCCAAUAAGAGUGCAAGGGAUUAGCAGCCACUAGGGGCCGCAUUUUCAAAAGUACUCAGCAGCCAAAAUCAAGUCUGUAUUUGAAAAUGAGACCAAUUUAAGCAUCAAAAUAAGUGGCCAGGUUUCAAGAAGAGCAGUUCAAAAGGUGGUGGAUGCUGAAAACCUUUUGAAAAUUUGCCCGUAAGUGUCACUCUGAGAAGUGCUGAAUGCUCAGCCCUUUUGAAAGUCAACUCUUAUUCAGGUGCUUGAAUACAAGCUGCGCUCCUUUGAAAAUCUAGUUCCAAUGGUGGGUGCUUAAAACAGGUCCCACAAGUACAGGAUAAAACAAAACAAAAUAACUAUGGUUCCUGGAAAUAUUUGUCCUAGCUUAGGCUUUACAACUAUUUCCAAAGUUAAGGCUGACUUGGUUGGGGUUUUUUGUUCAUAUUAAUUAACCAAAGUUAAUGCUUGCAUAUUUGUAUUAUGUUUCAUAAUAUAAAUACUAUUGUGUAAAAAAUGUAGACACCAGACAUAUUUUUACAGGAUUGUCAAAAACACUUACAAAGUCUUCUAUUUAUUUUUUUAGGAUAAAACUAAAGCUAAUGCAGUUUUUAGCCAUGUAGAAAUAAAGGCCUGUUACAGUCAA